This is a messenger RNA of Adineta steineri, 456 nucleotides long. The record is from the annotation of a GenBank genome assembly. NCBI's taxonomy places the organism in Eukaryota, Metazoa, Rotifera, Eurotatoria, Adinetida, Adinetidae.
AUGCGUCCAUUAUCAGUUGUAUUUGUUAGUUUAGCAUUAAUAUUAACAUUUUUAAGUAUAACAACAAAUUAUUGGUUUGAAAAUGUUCAAGAUCAAUAUAAUUCUGGUUUAUUUUUUAAAUGUUCAUUAAGAAAUAAUUCAAGUUUAGAAAAAUUUUGUCAAAAAAUUUCAUAUAUUCAUUCACGUGGUUUAGCUAUAUCUGGAUUAAUAUGUUUAUUAAUAACACUUCUUAUUUUAAUAUUCUCUUGGUUUAAAUUAAGAAAUUUAUUUAUUAAUUAUAUAAUUAUCUUAUUUCUUUUAAUAACUUCAAUAUUAUUAAUAUUAACAUUUAUUUUCUAUCCAAAAGAGAAAACGAAUUUAACUUUAUCACAUUCAUCUUAUCUUAUAUGUAUUGCCAUUAUUCUUACUUUUCUAUCGACUAUUUUAACUAUUUUUGAUGCAUUAUGUAUUUCAUAA